Sorghum bicolor (sorghum) is the source of this 1933-nucleotide messenger RNA. RefSeq lists its product as uncharacterized. The coding region runs from base 117 to 1352 and encodes 411 amino acids. Lineage: Eukaryota; Viridiplantae; Streptophyta; Magnoliopsida; Poales; Poaceae. The transcript is spliced from 6 exons. The record is from RefSeq and is a predicted model, not a curated record.
UCCACACAGACGACAGAUUGGCCUCUCGCACCCGGCUAUCCCUUCCCCACACAGACCACAGAGAGCAGACGGCGGCCGAUCGGGAGUGAGGGAGACGAUACGUACGGCCGCUCGGCAUGGACGAGCACGACGACGACCUACCGCCGACGAUGGCGUCCUCAGGCGCUGACCAGACGCAGAAAGCGUCAGCCGCCGCUUCCUCUGGCGCUGCCAUGGAUCUACCGCUGAUGGAGCCCGCCGCCGCCGCUUCAUCUGGUGCUGGGGGUCAUGGCUUCAGGAGGCUGUUUGAUGGCCAACUUCUACAAGACCUUGUGACUCAGCGUGAUUGGGCUAAUCUGGAAAAACAACUAAAGAUACUAGUUUCUGCUGUGGAUGUACAUGGCGAUCCUGAGAAGCUGCAUCCGUCCCUUUUCAUCAUUGUGUACCAGGAGUGGAUAGUUGACCAUAUCAAGAAGAAAGAGCACGGAGCUGCACUUAAGAUGUUCAUCGAUAAAGUUUCUAUUCUAUAUGAGGUGGAGGGUGCAUUUAUUAAUAGAAGUGAUCUGAAACUUCAAAUCAAUAGGUUGCACAAAAUUGCCAAUGCCAAGGCUAAAGCCAAGGCUACUCCAGUUAAGGCCAUCCAAGACAGAUUGAGUGACUAUAUAUACCUGUACUUUGCUGAUUUUUAUGGGCCUGAGAAACAAGCUGGCUGUCAUAGUCACUUAUGGCGGUUUGCUAAAAUGAUAGGGAAGCCACCUGGUCAGGAAGAUCCCAGCUUUAGGUGUCUCGCUUGUAGAACCACUUUCAGGAACUGCCCAAUUUCUAAGAUGAGAGAUCACUUAGACACCAGAACCAGCGGAGGAACUUGCCCAAAGCUAACGAUAUAUAUGCAGGUUUGUUUCAAUGAAGGUGAAACCCAAAAGGGAAAUACAGUCCCAAAGCAUCAUGGUUCUGAUGGGAGAUCUACCCCCUCAAGACAUGCGAAGGUCGGGAAAACUGGUAAACAAAACAUUGCAAUACAAGACAAGCUGCCAGCGGCGGAGGGAAGACCUGAAAAUUUCCUUGUGACUAAACUGGUUGAGGCUAUUCACGCCACUGCCUGGGGCCUGCAUAUGGUGUCUGCGGGUAAACCCUUGGAACCAAAAGUCGAGGAAAAGUUGAGGGCUGCUAGAGACCUCCUGGGUGAGGUACUUGUCAGCGACUCUGCUGAUGAUGAUGAAGAAGAAGAAGAAUUCACAUCAGGCUCCACUGGUGCUCCGCCCGACGCUGAACUGGUAUCUGGGACAUUUCCGGAUGGGCAGGGGAGAUCGCGUUUCAGGAGGUCCAAGAAGCAGAAUCCACGCUAUUAUGGCCCGGCGUGGCACAGCAAGUGAGGGAUAUGACAGCGUAGCGAUGUGUGAGUCCUAUAAGUAUCGUCCAGCAUUUUGCUGAAUUGGCUAUGAGGAAUCUUGUAAGAACUCGUCCGUCCUAUGCCUACUGCUUGCUCUGCUUACCUGAUUCCGAUUCUUCCGCUGCCCAAUCCUCUGCUGCUAACAGUACUUUCGCAGAAGUCCAAGCAUGGUUGAGUGCUAGACAUCUCUCUUCCUCUUAUGCAAAAAAGUGAAACGGCUACUCUUUGCAAGCUUGCACGACAGAAAAGAAUUCUGCAUUUUCUGACUGCCAGUUUAUAUUUGUAAUAUCAGUUACUGAUGAUCUACGCUACUGAAAGUCAUGUGAAGGAGCGACCAAGGAGGUUUAUUAUUAUCGCAUCUUUGUUGUACUAAAAGCUUGAGAUACGAGUUUGUAUUUUCUGUUUUGAGAUUUAACGUUUGGCCCUACAUCUGUUACUUGGAAUGGGCUCUGAAAUAUUUUUCCUUGAAUGAUCUAAACUACUGAAGGCAGCUUUGCCUCUUGUCCCACCGAAAGAGCUGUUAUUGUGGGCGCUUUAUACAAACACGUUGUAUGUUUGUUUGAA